GGGGGAGUGCCGCGAGGAGAGCAUCUGAACCGGGUGGGUGAGGCUGUCGUCCUGGGCACCCCGCCCCCUCUCGGGCCGCCCCUCCCCCGCGCCCCUGCUCUGGCUCUCCAGCAUCCUCACUCCGCCCAGUUCCUUGCCAGCUGCGUGGGCUCCGGCUUCGUGCGGGUUUUUUUCCCCGUGGAAGGCACCAAAACUCGGUAGCGACUACGGAAACCCCAUCGGAACUGACCAGCUGCGCUAGCACCAGGCACAGCACUGGUGCCGCGCGCCCGCCGAACCCAAGCGGUCACUUCAGCCACCAGAUUGCAACUUUGCAGAGACGAUGGACUAGCAUGGCCUGAAGCAUGGCUCAGUUCUAUUACAAAAGAAAUGUCAACGCCCCCUACAGAGAUCGCAUCCCGCUGAGGAUUGUCAGAGCAGAAUCUGAACUCUCACCAUCAGAGAAAGCCUACUUGAACGCUGUGGAAAAGGGAGACUAUGCAAGUGUCAAGAAGUCCCUUGAGGAAGCCGAGAUUUAUUUUAAAAUCAACAUUAACUGCAUCGAUCCCCUUGGAAGGACUGCUCUUCUCAUUGCCAUUGAAAACGAGAACCUGGAGCUUAUUGAGCUGUUGCUGAGUUUCAACGUCUAUGUAGGUGACGCGCUGCUUCAUGCUAUCCGAAAAGAGGUGGUUGGAGCUGUGGAGCUAUUGCUGAACCACAAAAAGCCAAGCGGAGAGAAGCAGGUGCCUCCCAUUCUUCUCGAUAAGCAGUUCUCCGAAUUCACGCCAGACAUUACACCCAUCAUCUUGGCCGCACAUACAAAUAAUUAUGAGAUCAUCAAACUUUUGGUCCAGAAAGGUGUCUCGGUGCCGAGACCGCACGAGGUCCGCUGUAACUGUGUGGAGUGUGUCUCCAGCUCGGAUGUGGACAGCCUCAGGCACUCACGGUCCAGGCUCAACAUAUACAAGGCAUUGGCCAGUCCCUCGCUCAUCGCCCUGUCAAGCGAAGACCCUUUUCUCACAGCCUUCCAGUUAAGCUGGGAGCUGCAGGAACUAAGCAAAGUGGAGAACGAAUUCAAGUCGGAGUAUGAGGAGCUGUCUAGACAGUGCAAGCAAUUUGCUAAAGACCUCCUAGAUCAGACACGGAGUUCUCGAGAGCUGGAAAUCAUUCUUAAUUAUCGUGAUGACAAUAGUUUGAUCGAAGAACAGAGUGGAAAUGAUCUUGCGAGGCUAAAAUUAGCCAUUAAGUACCGUCAAAAAGAGUUUGUUGCCCAGCCCAACUGCCAGCAACUACUCGCAUCCCGCUGGUACGACGAGUUCCCAGGCUGGAGGAGGAGACACUGGGCGGUGAAGAUGGUGACGUGUUUCAUAAUAGGACUGCUUUUCCCCGUCUUCUCCGUGUGCUACCUGAUAGCUCCUAAAAGCCCACUUGGACUGUUCAUCAGAAAGCCAUUUAUCAAGUUUAUCUGCCACACAGCCUCCUAUUUGACCUUUUUGUUCCUGCUGCUGCUUGCCUCUCAGCACAUCGACAGGUCAGACUUGAACAGGCAAGGUCCACCACCAACCAUCGUGGAAUGGAUGAUAUUACCGUGGGUCCUGGGUUUUAUAUGGGGAGAAAUUAAGCAGAUGUGGGAUGGCGGACUUCAGGACUACAUCCAUGACUGGUGGAACCUGAUGGACUUUGUGAUGAACUCCUUGUAUCUGGCGACAAUCUCCUUAAAGAUUGUCGCGUUUGUAAAGUACAGUGCUCUGAACCCACGGGAAUCAUGGGACAUGUGGCACCCCACCCUGGUGGCCGAGGCUUUGUUUGCUAUUGCAAACAUCUUCAGUUCCCUGCGCCUGAUCUCACUGUUCACUGCCAAUUCUCACCUGGGGCCUCUGCAGAUAUCUCUUGGAAGAAUGCUUCUGGACAUCCUGAAGUUCUUGUUCAUAUACUGCCUCGUGCUGCUAGCUUUUGCCAAUGGCCUGAACCAACUGUACUUCUACUACGAAGAAACAAAGGGGUUGAGCUGCAAAGGCAUACGGUGUGAGAAACAGAAUAACGCGUUUUCCACGUUAUUUGAGACACUACAAUCACUGUUUUGGUCAAUAUUUGGGCUCAUCAAUCUAUAUGUUACCAACGUCAAAGCCAAGCAUGAGUUCACUGAGUUUGUUGGGGCCACCAUGUUUGGGACAUACAAUGUUAUCUCUCUGGUUGUCCUGCUGAACAUGUUAAUCGCUAUGAUGAAUAAUUCUUACCAACUCAUUGCCGACCAUGCAGAUAUAGAGUGGAAAUUCGCCCGAACAAAGCUUUGGAUGAGCUACUUUGAAGAAGGAGGUACCCUGCCUACUCCUUUCAAUGUCAUCCCAAGCCCCAAGUCCUUGUGGUACCUCGUCAAGUGGAUAUGGACACACCUGUGUAAGAAAAAGAUGAGAAGGAAGCCAGAGAGCUUUGGAACCAUUGGGCGGCGCGCUGCUGAUAACUUGAGAAGACACCACCAAUACCAAGAGGUGAUGAGGAACCUGGUGAAGCGGUACGUGGCGGCCAUGAUCAGAGAGGCAAAAACCGAAGAGGGCCUGACUGAGGAGAACGUUAAGGAACUAAAACAAGACAUUUCUAGCUUCCGCUUCGAAGUUCUGGGAUUGCUCAGAGGAAGCAAGCUCUCCACAAUACAGUCAGCCAACGCAGCGACUUCAGCCGACUCCGACGAAAAGAGCCAUAGCGAAGGUAAUAGCAAGGACAAGAAAAAGAAUCUCAGCCUCUUUGAUUUAACCACUCUGAUCCACCCGAGGUCGGCAGCCAUUGCCUCCGAGAGACAUAACAUAAGCAAUGGUUCUGCCCUGGUGGUGCAGGAGCCGCCCAGGGAGAAGCCGAGAAAAGUGAAUUUUGUGGCUGAUAUCAAAAACUUCGGGUUAUUUCAUAGACGGUCAAAACAAAAUGCUGCUGAGCAAAACGCAAACCAAAUCUUCUCUGUUUCAGAAGAAAUUACUCGUCAACAGGCGGCAGGACCACUUGAGAGAAAUAUCCAACUGGAAUCGCAAGGAUUAGCUUCUCGGGGUGACCGCAGCAUUCCUGGUCUCAAUGAACAGUGUGUGCUAGUAGACCAUAGAGAAAGGAAUACGGACACUUUGGGUUUACAGGUAGGCAAGAGAGUGUGCUCCUCUUUCAAGUCGGAGAAAGUGGUGGUGGAAGACACCGUCCCUAUGAUACCAAAGGAGAAACACGCCCAGGAGGAGGACUCAAGCAUAGACUAUGAUUUAAGCCCCACGGACACAUCUGCCCAUGAAGAUUAUGUGACCACAAGAUUGUGACACUUGGAGGAAUGUUUACCAUACCUAUACAUAUUUUUCCAUAGUGCUCUGGGUGGGCACAGGGUUUGAAAUUACAUGAUCAAAUGCUAAUUUACACUUUCUAGUGUUUAUCCAUUGUGGCAUAUUAACCUGUAACAUGAUUGAACAAAGCAGAGGCAACGUGAACUCUUCUCUUUUGUAGCCUGCUUUUGCUUCCACGGUUUAUUUUACAAGUGUCUCUGUUAAAUAAAUGCACUUUUAUCCUUGUACUGUUUCAAUAACCCAUGGAAAAUUUUUAGCUAUCUUUUUCAAUUAAAACCAAUGCAAUUGAUUUCAUGUGGUAAGUGACUCCUACAAUAGAUAUUUUUAUAUAC
Acomys russatus (golden spiny mouse) is the source of this 3622-nucleotide messenger RNA. It is a transcript of the gene Trpc4, whose product is annotated as transient receptor potential cation channel subfamily C member 4. NCBI's taxonomy places the organism in Eukaryota, Metazoa, Chordata, Mammalia, Rodentia, Muridae. The transcript is spliced from 11 exons. Gene Ontology annotation, molecular function: store-operated calcium channel activity; inositol 1,4,5 trisphosphate binding; protein binding. Gene Ontology annotation, biological process: regulation of cytosolic calcium ion concentration; manganese ion transport; calcium ion transmembrane transport. The coding region runs from base 345 to 3269 and encodes 974 amino acids. Gene Ontology annotation, cellular component: membrane; cation channel complex. The record is from RefSeq and is a predicted model, not a curated record.